This is a messenger RNA of Thermothielavioides terrestris NRRL 8126, 2081 nucleotides long. RefSeq lists its product as uncharacterized. Bases 341 to 1819 code for a protein of 492 amino acids. The record is from RefSeq and is a predicted model, not a curated record. Gene Ontology annotation, molecular function: NADP binding; phosphogluconate dehydrogenase (decarboxylating) activity. Gene Ontology annotation, cellular component: cytosol. NCBI's taxonomy places the organism in Eukaryota, Fungi, Ascomycota, Sordariomycetes, Sordariales, Chaetomiaceae. Gene Ontology annotation, biological process: pentose-phosphate shunt; pentose-phosphate shunt, oxidative branch. The transcript is spliced from 3 exons.
UCCCGGUUACCCCGCCUCCCCGCCCCUCUGUACCCCUCCUACAGGGUUUUGGGGCUUCGUUUUCCCACCAGUUUGCGCAUCGCGCAUCGCGUUUCCCGUUGGGCAUUGUCGUGUCCGUACAGCGGAAGACCGACUCUUUCCCCAACCACCGCGGGGUGCCCUUUUCUUUUAAAUGCCACCUACUGAGUUGCUCCAGCGCCCGCCUAGGGAGCAUUGGCGGAGCUUUGAAAGCUGGCUCCUCCCUGCUGCAGUCCCAGAAAAGUGCUAACAAUGGUGCAAGCGCGGAUAUCGGCCUCAUCGGCCUGGCCGUCAUGUGAGUUGCCCGUCCCUCAGGCCCCCGAUGCUCCGGUGCGCUGUGGCCGGCACGGAGCUAACGCCGCUGCGCAGGGGCCAGAACCUGAUCUUGAACAUGGCCGACCAUGGCUACACUGUCUGCGCUUUCAACCGCACCGUGUCCAAGGUCGACACGUUCCUCGCCAACGAGGCCAAGGGCAAGUCCAUCGUCGGCGCCCACUCUGUCGAGGAGUUCGUUUCCAAGCUCAAGAGGCCCCGCCGUGUCAUGCUCCUCGUCCAGGCCGGCAAGGCCGUCGACGACUGGAUCGAGACUCUCCUGCCCCUCCUUGAGGCUGGGGACAUCAUCAUCGACGGUGGCAACUCGCACUUCCCCGACUCCAACCGGAGGACAAAGUACCUCGCCAGCAAGGGCAUCCGGUUCGUCGGCUCCGGUGUCUCUGGCGGCGAGGAGGGUGCCCGCUACGGCCCCUCGCUGAUGCCUGGCGGCCACGAGGAUGCCUGGCCUCACAUCAAGGAUAUCUUCCAGAGCAUCGCUGCCAAGAGCGAGGGUGAGGCCUGCUGCGAGUGGGUUGGCGACGAGGGCGCUGGUCACUACGUCAAGAUGGUGCACAACGGCAUCGAGUACGGUGAUAUGCAGCUCAUCUGCGAGGCAUACGAUAUCAUGAAGCGCGGCCUCGGCAUGUCCAGCAAGGAGAUCGGCGACACUUUUGCCAAGUGGAACCAGGGCGUCCUGGAUUCCUUCCUGAUCGAGAUCACGCGUGAUAUUCUGUAUUUCAACGAUGAUGACGGCACCCCUCUUGUCGACAAGAUCCUGGACAAGGCCGGCCAGAAGGGUACCGGCAAAUGGACGGCCGUGAACGCCCUGGACUUGGGCAUGCCCGUGACUCUCAUCGCCGAAGCGGUGCUCGCUCGUUGCCUGUCGGGCAUCAAGGAUGAGCGUAUCAAGGCGUCGACCAAGCUUGAGUUCGUUGGCCGUGCCAACACGUUCGAGGGCAACAAGGAGCAGUUCCUGGACGACCUCGAGCAGGCCCUCUACGCGUCCAAGAUUAUCUCGUACGCCCAGGGCUUCAUGCUCAUGCAGGAGGCUGCGCGGGAGUACAACUGGAAGCUCAACAAGCCCUCGAUCGCGCUCAUGUGGCGCGGCGGGUGCAUCAUCCGCUCCGUCUUCCUGAAGGACAUCACGGCGGCUUACCGCAAGAACCCCGACCUCGAGAACCUGCUCUUUGACGAUUUCUUCAACAAGGCCAUCCACAAGGCGCAGCCCGGCUGGAGAGACGUCGUUGCCAAGGCUGCGCUGCUCGGCAUCCCGACCCCGGCCUUCUCGACCGCGCUGUCGUGGUUCGACGGUUACCGGACCAAGGACCUGCCUGCCAACCUGCUGCAGGCGCAGCGUGAUUACUUCGGUGCUCACACGUUCCGGAUCAAGCCCGAGGCGGCGAACGCCAAGUACCCCGAGGGCAAGGACAUCCACGUCAACUGGACCGGGCGGGGAGGCAAUGUUUCCGCUUCGACGUACCAGGUUUAAAAAUUAAAGAAAACCAAAGCGGGCAAAGGGAGGGUAAUGGUCAGGAUGCACGGCUGACGGAGAGCUCGCGGAAAUUUACGUAGAGUAAAAUUGCGAUAGAGAAUUACUAACUAGGCCAUCAUUGAGAAAUUCAAUUCCGUGUUUGUUCAUUGCCAUUGCCUCGUCAACGGUUUAGUGAGGAUGACUUCGUGUUGAUGUCGGUGACCACACAGUGCACGCAACGUAUUUUGCUCAUAGAAGGCCGCGCGCAGUCAUGUGACAC